ACCGUACUCACGACGUGAACCUUCAACUCAAUAACGCGUCUUCCCGCGGCCGCCAUUCCGCCCAUCGCACGCACACACCACCCCCCACGCACACACACACAUACAAUAUACUAUGGCAUCGCCCACGUCGCUCGCCCCGGAUACAGAUGACGAACUGCAGCUGCUCGCAGACACCCUCGAGGUUGUGCCAAAGCCUAACGAGGUCGAGCCCGAGGGCCUGCGCCAGCUGCUCGAUGACCGGAUAGAGGAGCUGCGCCAACUGCUCGAUACGCUAGGCAAGAACGAUGCCAGUAGGAACAAACUCAAAGAAGGGAAGCUGAACAUUGGCGGCGAGGAUUUCCAGCUCAACGAGGCGUUCCAGCAGGAGGCGACACAGCUGUCGGACGAUUUCAACAUGGAUGAGAUUGCGGCGGCGAAGCUGUUGCAGCGCGGCGACCAGAAGCGCGAGGAGCUCGAUCGGUCCGCGCUGCAGAGCGCGAAGUUCCUCUACCACACCCGGCGAAAGAAUAUCCUCCAGUCCAUCCGGUUAAUACUCUCGUAUGUGGGCGACGUCAAUGUCGGGAGCUCAGACACACGACACAUGCUCAAUACCGCAACGGAAAAGCUGCUCGAGAGGAAGGAUGGCCGCAGUUUUGCAGAUAGGUGCAUCUCGGCGAUGGUGUCAGUUAGACAGGCGGUCCAGCAGCUGCGAGAUAAGGAGAAGCACGCUCACACCCUCGGAAUGGCGCCGGACCCCGGACUCAAGGAGGAUUUGGAUCUUCAGCUGCGCUUCCUGCGGAAUCAGCAUGAGAUGCUGGCUGUCAUCCUUUACCACCUAGUCAAACUCAGGCGGACUGGCGUCUCCGAACUUAGGAGGCUGCUGGAUACGAUGAGGACACUCGACCGUUACGACGUCUUUACGGCGCAUCACAUACUUCCGCUAUUUGCGUCCAUCACAUUCCUGUGCGCUAUGGAGUCACCUCUGAGCUUCGAGGAAACCAUUCAACUGCACAAAGAGAUCGCCAAGACGUACACUGAGAACCAUUGGCCGUUGCGGUAUUGCCAGGCUGGAAUAUACCUUUGGUGGCUGAGCGAAUUCAAUGGACUGUGCAAUGAUCCCCCGGCCGGCCAUGCCCCAAGCAAGGCUUCGCUAGAUUACUACCAGGACAUACAGAACCCGGCCAAGGUGGCCCUGACGGAUGGCGGACUAGAGCUCGUAAUGGGCCUGUCGGCAGACAUCGCUCAGGAACAGCGCCUAAACUCGUCGAAAGAAGACUUGCAUCGGUUCUUGCAGACGCGGGUACCGCCAUUAGAAGACGUGGCGAUGCUGCUGCCCGAUUUCAGGGGUGCUCUCACAGGCCAAUUCGAGCUGUUUAUCGAUAGUAUCAUCGCGAAUCUGGCGAGCCUCUUGCAGACCAUCAAGACCGCCGAAGAAGAGGACGAUAUCAUGAACCUGCGCACUUACGAUUAUGAGCUGGAAAGGUUCUUCUUGAUCGUCCACUACACGUUCGACGGGCGGCCGGAGAUGGGUAUGACGUUCUGGGGUGAUCCCGAGGGCAAUCUGUUCGGGUUCCUCCGGUGGGCGGCAAAAAACCAGACGCCGUUCAUGGUGGCGACAUUCUGCUACAUGCUGGCGUCGAUCUCGUAUGGUACUGAGUGUGCUGCAGCGGCGCAUAAGUUUUUGAUCGACGAGACAAAUGUAGGAGCAUUAAACCGGAACCGCCGUGGGGAGUCGUUGAAUUGGACCUUCAUCUUCAAGCAUGUGAGAGUCUACCUGGCAGAGCUCGGGAAACGCCAACAAGCACUGGUUCCCAAUCCAGCGUACCGCAUGCCGCCGCCGCCGGUCGAAUCAACUGAGCCUGCCCCGCACCUUAGUAUGGAGCUGGAUGGAAUGUUGCGUCUGACCGGUCAACUCGCUGCGGAUUGUCCCGAGGCGAGGCAAUGGCUGCGUGGCAAUACGGAAUACAACAUCGUCAGCGGUCUGUUCGAACUACUCAAUCUGCAAGCCUCCACACAGCUGUGGGACUCCAUCUUCGCCGCGAUCACCGCGCUUCUGACCGACAAGGACGAAGCUUUCCGGGACGAAGUGUGGAAGUGUCUCGAUGAUUGGGCUAUGGGAUCACCGGCACCUCCCUCCUCGUUGCAACUUGGUGCGAGCACGGCAGUCGCCACCCCCUUUGCGCAAGGCGGAUCCGAGAAUCUCGACUUGGUGAUCCGCGCAGUUCAUCCUGCCGAAGCCUUCACUCGCCUGCUUGCGAAAUUGGUAGAGCCAUACGAGGGAGCAGGCGAACUCAGAGAUGCCGUUCCGUUCCCCGAGAAUCUCGGGAGCAACAACCGGAUGUCGGGAAUGGUGCCGUACGUCGACUUCAUCAUGCGGACCAUAUUCAACAACACCACCGUCCAAAACCUUCCGCGGGAAUCGGCGGUCAACUCCGAUAGAGUGGAAACCGUUUCGGAGAAGCUGCUUCGAGUACAGUAUCGACGGUUCAGACCGGCACUCCAGCUUAGCUGCCUUCAGUUUAUGUACGACUGUCUGGCUAGCUUCAACGAUGAUCUGCUGGACUUGGCCCACAAGGGCUUUGUCGUUGACGGUGGCCUGCGUGCGUCCUCGCUACUUACGUAUACGAAACUUCAUCCCUUCGGACGCGUCAUGGAACAUAUCUUGACGGAGAAGUGUCUGAAUGUCUUGUUCGAGAUUCUGCAGCUUGGUGUCGAGGACUUGUACGGAAAUGUUGAACCAUCGAAUGCGGUUGUCGACACCAUCUGGUACACGAUCCGAAUCCUCGAUUUAGCGAUUCAGAUGCAGCCUACGUAUCUGCGUGUUGUACGGCCGUUCAUCAAGCAGGAUGAAGGGGCGAGGCGGGCAAACAUCAUCGGUAAUAGCUUCGAAAAGCUGGAAAAGGCAGUCCACUACCGGUUGGACACUAUUGUCAACUUGGGGUUGUACGUUGGUGCAAGUCAGCACAACAUUGUGCUGGAUUCAAUCAAAUUACUGGAGAAGCUCACUAUAUCGCCCGAGUUCACGACUUCGACGGAGGCCAGUUAUGGGCGGCCGUCAUCCGUGAACAGGGCACUCGGCGCCGUGGAACAGAGCCCCGAAUCGAAGAGGAUCCUGUUCAACUUUAUUCAGCAGUGGCAAUUCCCGGAUGAGAAUCAACUCGAGAAUUGGGGGUUCCCGCUCAAGAUGCCAAUUCUGAGGUUCUUGGAUAACAGUCUGGCGGCUCAGCCGAAUUCCUUUACUCUGGCCCAUCUGGUACUGGGGUUCGGCCACGACACUAAGGCGGGCGGCAUCGAGUUGAGUAUGGAACCCGGUGGUGUGGGAUCGGGCGUAUCGUUACUUCACCAGGUUCUCUAUGCUGCGAUGGAGGCAAAGGAGUGUGUCGACGAGAACGGGGCACUGACGUACAUUCCGGCGUACUGUGAGCUCAAACAUGCGUGCUUCUCGAUACUUCAGCGGUUGUGGAGUGCACCGUCAACCUCCGGCGACGUCCUAUACAUCCUGCGGAUGAACAAGUUCUUCCUCCAGGGCUUCUUGUCCGAAUCAACCAUCACUCCAGCCACCCUGUGGGGCAUCCAUCCGAAUAGGGUCGCGAUCGAGCCCACCCCACAGUUUUUCGAACACGGCGCCUGUGCCUUUGCAGACUUUUUGGAGCGGCGGACAGCGUUGUUUAAUUAUACGGCACUCGAAAUCCGACAGCUGUCGCUACAAGGCGCAUCCACAAUGGUACAGCGAUACCUCUCGACGCUACUGGGGACAACGAUGUUAGAAAACCAGAGAGUGUCCAAUGUUCACAUCCUGGACCUGCUGGACUUUUUGGAGUUUACGUUCCCGGAGCGGACAAAACAGCCCCAGGUGCAGUGGAUCCGCGAUAUCAACUUGUCUGCCUUCGAAGAGGAUGAUGCCUCUGGAGCUCCGGUGUUCAACGUGGACAAGGUCGUCGAGUUCCUGCAAAUCAAGAAGAAUGAGCGGUUUAGAUCCGCCGGCAUUGUUAUGGAAUACGGCCAACACCAGCAGGUGGAUGACGAGAUCGAAGUCGUCCGCAGGCACCUGAAUUGCGAGAACCUGCUGCGACGGUGCAGGAGGGCGCGGAUACGGUGUCUGGGGGCUUGGAGCACUCUGGUGAUCAUGAUGCUGGAGGACUGCGACAUGGAGCGGAUGUCUAAAACGGGCUUUAUCCUUCAGGCGCUGCAAGCCGUCCUGCCAAAACUGGAACUUUUCAGUGUUGACGAUGUCGAUGCGGCGCAAGUACUCAGCGAGCUCGCACAUUCAUUGAUUUCCCACCUUCCGUUCGACGCUACGACAUUCGGUGUUGGCAGGGGCAGCGACCUGGCGAAUGAUCGGUUAUACCAGCUUUUCCGGGUUUCUCUGCGUUCCAUACAGUCGCCUUCCGCCACCGCGAAGCUGAGGGAGGACUUUUACAAUAUCGCUUUGCAGUACUUGAACGGCAUGGCUGCGGUUUCGGGACAGAACCCUGGUUCGCGGCGACACAGUACACAAACUGUCAAGGCGUCGGGAGACAAGCUGCUGGAAGUCGUGUGCAACGAUGCAUACUCAGGCGACGGAAGGUGUAAGGUUGUCUCGUUAUUGCUGCUCGAGGCUCUGGCGGCGGUUGCGGCGGAAGAAGGCUCGUCGUUCGUCAUCGAGACACUCGUGAAGCAGAAUUUCUUGGUCGUGUUGGUUGAUUCCAUCAAGACCAUCGCACAGGACGUGGAGUCGACCCGGACAGAAGAUAUCAAAGGGAUCAUGAUUGCGUUCAAAGCUGCGACCGGCUUCCUCAUACGGAUAUCGCAAUCCCGGUCCGGCGCCGCGCAAGUGAUCAACUCGGGCCUCUUCCAGGCGCUCCGCGAGUGCCGACUAUUCUCGCUCGACCCGGACCUCGGCCUGCAACUCGAGCAGCCGCUGAACCUGCAGUGCUACUACGAGUUGCUGCUGGAGAUCAUGCGCGUGGUCGUGUCGUGCAUCCUUUCCCGCGGUCCGCAGAAUAGACAGGCUAUCGACAGCGUAAAGCUGUUCCUCCUUGAUAACCGCAACCUCGCCCUCACUAUCUUUAAGCGCCAUGCCGGCAUCGGCGGCGCGAAGGGCCUCGAGGGUGCGGGAGACCUGAAGACACUCGUAGAUAUGUUUGUCUUGCUCUACUCGCUGACGGAGUUCAUCGAUGAUGGCAGCGAGAAUUAUUAACGGAUGGAUGGAUGGACGCAUGGGUUGGGCUGGGUUGGGUCUGGUUGGGUUUAAUGAGUAUCACGAAGCUGCAAGCUGCGGGUGCCAGGGGGGAGUGGACGUGGAAGCUGUUCGAUAUAUGGGGGUUUCUCUUUUCUUCUUUUGUGUUUCUUUUGUAUUUCUUUUGCAAGCAUGGUCAUUACCAUUUUGUCAGCUUAUCUUGUUCCACCACGUUUGUUUUUUGUUUUUGUUUUUGUUAUGUGUGCGCGUUUAUGGUGCAAAUAUCAACUAUGGUGAGGUUGGGUUGAAAAGUUUCGUUCUUAUUGCGAGAUUGAUUGAUUGGUUAUUUGGGUACCUGGGUGGAUGGGCAUGAGCUGGUGUCAUUUGGGGGGACGGGAG
Messenger RNA from Tricharina praecox, 5536 nucleotides. RefSeq names its product nucleoporin Nup186/Nup192/Nup205. The record is from RefSeq and is a predicted model, not a curated record. Lineage: Eukaryota; Fungi; Ascomycota; Pezizomycetes; Pezizales; Pyronemataceae. The coding region runs from base 113 to 5158 and encodes 1681 amino acids. Gene Ontology annotation, molecular function: structural constituent of nuclear pore. Gene Ontology annotation, cellular component: nuclear pore; nuclear pore inner ring. The transcript is spliced from 4 exons. Gene Ontology annotation, biological process: nuclear pore organization.